This is a messenger RNA of Branchiostoma belcheri (Belcher's lancelet), 1562 nucleotides long. Its product is annotated as protein EURL homolog. The transcript has 5 exons. The coding region runs from base 206 to 1219 and encodes 337 amino acids. Lineage: Eukaryota; Metazoa; Chordata; Leptocardii; Amphioxiformes; Branchiostomatidae. The record is from RefSeq and is a predicted model, not a curated record.
UUAGGUAAUCCCGUCUUCGUAGUAGGUAAUUGCUGUGGCCCUUUGUUGUUGCGUGUCCACGAUACCGCCAGCGUCACGUCAAGCGUUUUCUGCUCAACAAAGCUUAUUGUUCCUUUGUGUAGGCAACAAACUGGCUAAGGCUUAGCUGUAGAAGAGUUGGGUGACGAUAUUCACAUAAAAAAGUGUGGAGAGAGGGUCGUACAAGAUGCGUCAGCUGGACCUGACACGUUUUGACCUGAUUGACCUUGACACGUCAGAGUGCGACAUCUGUCACCAAGUCACCAGAGAGGAGCUGGUUCACUGCCAGGCCUGUCUGGAAAACUCUCUAAGCACGAUGGAGAAAAUGCCUCAUACAAACUCAAGAGGCCACAAGGAUUGCUUUGACAGGUGGCACGAUAUUUUGCGACGCUCGACGCCCAGCCCACAACGAUCCCCCAUGCCGAAAGCCAUCGCUCCCUGCCUGGAACAACAUUCCACCUAUUCCGAAGUCAAAGACUUUGUGAGCACGACGCUUCGAUGGUUCAGAAACGACGCGCAGAAGCCAACAGACAUCAUGAUGCAGAGCCAACGAAACCGUGUACACCAGAACAUCACCCUGCCAAGAUACUGCAACAAACGCAUGGACACGAGAAACAAGUUCUACGCCCAGCUGCAGGGAGUACCCGUGUACAAAGAAAAUACUCUCCUGAACUUAGUCAAGAAGAAGGAAACACCAAGACCACAGUUUUACAUCGACUCAGAUUCAGAAGAAGAGGAGAGAAGAGAGAUCUACGAAGAGUUGCGUAGAAGCAGUUGCUCGUCAUCCGAAGACGAAGAAGACCUGUGUGUGUAUGAAAAAGUCAUGGUACCGAAGAGAGCUUCGAGAACAGAGAGCAAGUCAUCGGGGCCACUAGAUUUCUGCAUACAGCUGCCAAUAACAAAGGAACAAUUGUUCAACCUGAAUGCUGAGCAGUUGGAAGCCUGUGUCGCCUUCUUGAGAAUGAGAAUAGAUGAUACAUCCGCUGACCUGGUCUCUACCCUACAAGAACGUGAUUGGACGGUCAACCAGAUCUCAGUGAAGCACACGGUCAUCUACCAGCUGCACAAGGCCCAGGACCGCAUGCCUCACCUGCGCCCAGACUCCCCUAACAGUCGCCUCAUCCCAGCUGUCAAUCAAUCAAGCCAACCGACCAAUCACAGCGUGUUUAGAUCUGAGAGACUCAUGAACACCAAGGCAUAGAAUGAGUCAAAAGCUUUUGGAAUGUCAAAUGCCAAAAUUAGCCAUUUGUGAAACUAACACUGUAAAAAAUAUGGUAGGAAGUUAUAUAAAAAUAUGCUUAUGAAACUUGAAAAAUCAAAGGGACCAGUUAAAUUUCAUAUUUGAUGAGUAAAAAUAUUUUCUGUACAUGUUAGGCGUAGAUUUCACGUUCACUUUGACCGUAGUAUUUCAACCAUCAUAAUACGCAAAAUGAGUAAGACUGUAUUUCAGUUAAAUACAUUGCACUUAUGGAAUAUGACUGGGUUAUUUUAUUUCUAUCUAAAUACUGCACAUUAGGAAUUGUAAAUUGAACUUAAUAGCUUAG